Daucus carota subsp. sativus is the source of this 2701-nucleotide messenger RNA. Its product is annotated as protein INAPERTURATE POLLEN1. The coding region runs from base 183 to 1007 and encodes 274 amino acids. Gene Ontology annotation, biological process: DNA-templated transcription. The transcript has 2 exons. Gene Ontology annotation, molecular function: sequence-specific DNA binding. NCBI's taxonomy places the organism in Eukaryota, Viridiplantae, Streptophyta, Magnoliopsida, Apiales, Apiaceae. The record is from RefSeq and is a predicted model, not a curated record.
CCAUUCCCUCCAAAAACAACGUCUAGUAGAGUACACACGCUUGUGCAGACCCUUUAGAGUUUAUCCAAGAAACUCAAAAACUAUCAAACACUUUCAAGAUUUUCCAAGAAAUCAUAAUUAUCAGCCACUUUCGACAAAACCAAGCACAACCCUUUUGUUUUUCGCUGAUUUCAAGAAAUCCCAUGAUGCUCAAAUCUCUAUUCCACCUCUCAAACCCCCUCACGCGCCACCCCACGCGCCGCCCCUUCAAAGAUUUCUACUCAGAAUGGCUCCGAACCCUCAAACACACACUCAUCCCCCUCCUCCGCCGCUCAUUAUCCUCAGAAUCAUCUUCUUCGGCGACCCUCUUGUCGAAACAUGUGGAGAUGAUUCACCAGCACUUUGUGGUGUACUAUGAUGCUCUUGACAAUGCUGCAUCAAACGACGUCGCUCAGCUGUUGUUCCCCGAGUGGCGAAGCGCCUGUGAAAAGCCCUUCCUCUGGUUAGGUGAUGUGCACCCUUACUUGUUUGCUAAACUUGUUAGGCAAUUUCUUGAUGACCCUGAUGAUGAAAUUGAUGAUAAUUGUAAUGUGCUUCAUGUCGGUGACAUUUCGGGUAUCUUGAAUGAGAAUUGGCAUGUUGUGAAUGCUUGGAAUAGUCCUAGUAAGGUUUUGAUCACACGAAUUGAUGAAAUUGAGCGAGGGUUGAGGCUGAUUGUGCCCGCAUUGGUGGUUAGGGCGCGAGAGGCGCAGGGGGUUUUGGUUGCGAAAUUAGGGGAGGAGUGGGGAAAGAGUGAGGGGGACAAGGGGGUAGUGGCCGAGGCGGUGGAGGGGAAUGUGGAGGAGAUGGUUAGUGUUUUUGUGGAUGCUAAUAGGAUUAGGAGGAGUGUGCUUUCAGAGAUUAUUAGUGUCACUAGUGUUUAUCAGGCUGCCUUUUUUCUUGAGGCUUUAGCCCAAUUCCUUGUUGGGUUUGGGGAUAAGAAAUUGGUUUCGGAGUUUAGGAGAUGUAAAUUUCCGGUGGAUAGUUGAACAUUUAAAUUAGGAGUUUGUGUGUUGUGAUUUCUUGGUAAUCUUGGAGUUAAAGGCAGAGGUCUGCAUAUGAAGAAACUCUCUUAUGGAUCAUACACAAGGAAAGGGUGCUUUUGGAGUUUUGGACAGAGUGGUGUAGAUCUUCAAUACGAUACUAAUAUGGUAUCAUAUUUUAUCUUGUCAUUCGCAAGUGUUAUCUUAUUGCUUGGUCUUAGGUUUAAAAGAUAUGUUUGAUAGGAACGUUAAUGUUGACAUAGUUCCUUAAUCUAUUAUUUUGUUUCACAUUCCUGUUUUUGUACUGAAUGAGGCAACUGACAUAUCGAGUACCUUAUGACAUGAAAGAAAUGUACAGGCCCCAACAAGGAUGUAUUUUGUUAACUAGUGAAUGCAUGUCUGUUGCUAUAGUGAAAAUUUAUUGCUUAAAGUCGCUGAAGUUUGUUUGCUUUAUGUUAUCGAAUAAGUAUUCGUAGAAUGUUGAAAGUAAAAAUCUGUAGAAAUCUGUAAUAUGUUCUAUAUAUCCUUGUAAUGCUUGUACAUCUGAUAAUCUCGAUGCUGAUCAUGGUUGGUCUUGGUGUUUCCCUCAUUUAAAUUACUGGACUUGAGAAAUAGUAGAAGAGAAUUGCCCAGGAUUUUUUUUGCUUAUUUAUUAAUUUAAUUAUGUUCUGUAAUGUUUGGAUUAACGUAGUCAAUCAGGAGUUAGAAAAGAGAAGUCUAGGAGUCAUUUGAGCAUGCUAUGUGUUAGUAUUUAGUAAGCCUAUCUAGUGAAGACUUUAUAUCAGGUUUGUUAUGAAAUUAGAAAAUUCGAAAUCUAUCUGUUUCCCUAAAAUUUUCUGUUCACCCCGAAUACAUCUCUUCUCCCUUCAAUAUGAUAUAGCAGGGGGCCAUUCAAAUCCUUUAUGCCACCAUUAAGACCCAAUGUUAUAUAUCUUAUUCAAGUCGGAAUGUAAAUAUAUUCUAAGUAGUAUAGUUGUGGCUGCAGAUGACUCUAGUUGUAUUAUAAUCAAUGAAGAAAACUUUGUACUGACUUUACUAUCCAUAAAUGACCAAAUUUGAGAGAUGUUCAUCAACACAGGUAUUAAGGAAUCAAAUUUGUAUUUAUAGUUACAAUAAAAAGCAAAAAACGACUCGGGAAAACAAUAGGAAUGAUAUUAAUAAGACAAACAAAUAGAGAGAUACAAGCAAAUAUGGAAUCACGACCUAUUCCCAAACCAUGGAAAUAAGUUGUAACAAUAGAACAAGUUCUAAAUCCUUGUGUAGAUUAUCUUAAGGGCUAGUGGUUGAUGGUGGUGGAGUGAAGAAUGGAAUAGAAGGCAUAGUUGUAGGAAUAUUGAUAGAUGGAAAGGAAGGCAUUGUGGUGGGAAUGGUUGGGAGUGAUGCUGGCAAAGGAGGCAGUGUCACCUUGGGGAUUGUAGUAGGCAUAGUUGGUAGAGACGGUAUUGUUGGAAGAGAGGUAGUUGGCAUUGGUGGCAGUGCUGCUGCUUUGGGAAGGCUUGGCAUUGCAGGAAGUGGAGGUAAUGUGACCUUAGGCAGAGUCGGCAUGGUUGGCAGUGUUGGAAUAGUUGGCAUCGUCGGUAAUGUUGGAAUAGCUGGCACUGUUGGCUGUGAAGAUUGCAUCAAGUGGCGUGCUGCAAAGCUCACCUCCAAGCUUGAAAUCGAUAGGGCUAGGACGAAAGCUAGGACAAGGUUGUGGUUGA